Messenger RNA from Lachancea dasiensis, 954 nucleotides. The record is from the annotation of a GenBank genome assembly. Lineage: Eukaryota; Fungi; Ascomycota; Saccharomycetes; Saccharomycetales; Saccharomycetaceae.
AUGGAAAGAUUCUAUCAACUCAUCCACCAGAGAGCACCACUGGCGGAAGUUUUGGAUGCUUUAUCGAAAGCCGAGAGCAUUGUACCCGAGGAGCUCACUGUGGAGUUCGAACUUGUGCGGUCUCGAAAUCCGUUUUAUGCAAAGAAACUUGUAAAAGCACUUUCGGAAAAUACACACUUGUUCGAUGAAGAUGCCAACCGGAACUUGAGCGUUGUUCAUCGCCCCACUUUAAACCAGGAACCUAUUGAACUGAACGAAUGGGUCUUCGAGCAGUAUGUAGAAUUCUUGUCUGUUGGUGCUCCAUCGCCGAUGUUCAAAGAUAUUAUUCGCUACACUUUUAGCCGAAACUUGGCCGUUGACGUUCAGGAACAGCCACUGUUGCUGUGUGCUUCGGGAACUACUGGCUUCCGGACCUGGGAAGCCGCAUUGUUUCUGGCGGAGUUCUUAGCGCAGAGUCCACCCGCGCUGGAAGAUAUCAGCCAUAAACACCGGGUUCUCGAGCUGGGUGCAGGAACUGGCCUAGUAAGUAUUGCUUGGGCAAAACUGCAUGGGUCGCAGACUAAAAAGCUGUAUGUAACAGACGGAGAUUCUACGCUAGUCGAGCAAAGUGCCCGCAAUAAUUUCGCGCUCAAUGGUCUUGACACUGCCCAGGACAAAUACAUAUUCCGACGACUGUGGUGGGGGGAAGACGAGAUUCCUGAUGUGGAUCUAAUAUUAGCUGCAGAUGUCACCUACGACACUUCUGUCAUCCCUCAUCUGGUCGAGUGUCUUGUGACGGCUCUUGUUCACCAAAAUUCUGGAAACUUUGCCCUUAUAGCCGCAACAGUGAGAAACGAAGAGACAGUUGCUGCGUUCGAAUCGUGCUGCUCACUACGCGGUCUCGAUUUCUCGAUAAUCGCCGAGAAACCGAUUGAUCCAGCUCCGAUUCGUAUCUACAAGAUUCAACACCACUGA